AGAGCCGUCGUCGCGACGUCACCGCUGUGUUGUGGACGAGGCCGCAGGAAGAUGGCGGGGUCCAAGGUGAAGCAGGACAUGCCUCCUCCGGGAGGUUACGCUGCCUUUGACUAUAAGAGAAACUUACCGAAACGCGGACUCUCUGGUUAUAGCAUGUUUGGCAUCGGUAUCGGCGUCAUGGCAUUUGGCUACUGGAGGCUUUUUAAGUGGAACAGGGAGAGAAGGCGCUUACAGAUUGAAGAGCUGGAGGCCAGAAUAGCUCUGAUGCCCCUGCUGCAGGCCGAGCACGACCGCAGAACUCUACGGAUGCUGCGGGAGAAUUUAGAAGAGGAGGCUAUUAUCAUGAAGGACGUUCCAGGCUGGAAGGUGGGUGAAACGGUCUUCCACACCGACCGCUGGGUCCCCCCAGUGUUAGAGGAGCUGUACAACCUCCGCCCACGUGAGCAGUAUCUACACCAACGCUAUGGCUUCGUCUGGUACGUCUAGGAUCGCCACAUGGACCCACCUGAACCUUCUUGUAUAUGUUCACUAUUAAAGUUAUUCUUUUUCUGU
Synchiropus splendidus (mandarinfish) is the source of this 552-nucleotide messenger RNA. RefSeq names its product NADH:ubiquinone oxidoreductase subunit A13 (gene ndufa13). Lineage: Eukaryota; Metazoa; Chordata; Actinopteri; Syngnathiformes; Callionymidae. The transcript is spliced from 5 exons. Bases 52 to 486 code for a protein of 144 amino acids. The record is from RefSeq and is a predicted model, not a curated record.